Messenger RNA from Orycteropus afer afer, 702 nucleotides. The record is from RefSeq and is a predicted model, not a curated record. NCBI's taxonomy places the organism in Eukaryota, Metazoa, Chordata, Mammalia, Tubulidentata, Orycteropodidae.
AUGGAUGGGAGAGGCUCUUUAAAGGUCAUCUUCUUCUUCUUCGCCUCCCUGUGUGCCUGGUAUUCUGGCUACCUUCUCGCUGAGCUGAUCCCAGAGAUGCCACUUUCGAAUGCUGUCUACAACAUUCGGAGCAUUGGCGAGAAGCCCAUCCUUAGAGCCCCAGCACCCAAAAGACAGAAAUGUGACCACUGGACUCCAUGUCCCCCCAACACCUAUGCCUACCGGUUGCUCAGUGGUGGUGGGAGGGACAAGUAUGCCAAAAUCUGCUUUGAGGAUGAGCUGCUCAUCGGGGAAAAGACUGGAAAUGUCGCAAGAGGAAUAAAUAUUGCCAUUGUCAACUAUGUAACUGGGAAAGUGACAGAAACACGAUUCUUUGAUAUGUAUGAAGGUGAUAACUCUGGACCAAUGACAAAGUUUGUUCAAAGUGCACCUCAGAAAUCCCUGCUCUUCAUGGUGACCCAUGAUGAUGGAAGCAGCAGGCUGAAGGAUGAUGCCAAGAAUGCCAUCGAAGCACUUGGAAGUAAAGAAAUCAGGAACAUGAAAUUUAGGUCAAGCUGGGUAUUUCUUGCAGCGAAAGGUUUUGAUCUUCCCUCAGGUAUUCAGAGAGAAAAGAUUAACCAUUCUGAUGGUAAGAAGAACAGAUAUGCUGGCUGGCCUGCAGAGAUACAGAUAGAAGGCUGUAUACCACGAGAACCAAGCUAA